Molecule: messenger RNA, 702 nt
Organism: Ipomoea nil (Japanese morning glory)
Lineage: Eukaryota; Viridiplantae; Streptophyta; Magnoliopsida; Solanales; Convolvulaceae
Exons: 3
Coding region: 76-612 (178 amino acids)
Source: RefSeq, a predicted model, not a curated record
UUCUGCACUGCUCUCAUUUUCUUCUUCAUCUUCUUCUUGAAUUCCUUGCAAUAAUUACUCCCACGCUUCAACAAAAUGCCCAUAACUACGACUAGUAUCGUCGUUAUCAUCAUGCUACAACUAUCCUUACUUAUCGCCGCCGCAUAUUCCCGCGCUCCGCAUGCUUCUGUUGGUUCCACAGACGGCGGCGGCUUCCCUGCGGCUGAUCGCCGCCGUACUUUGGCCGAUGUGGUUGGAGGUGGUAAAGACAUGGAGAAGCCGAUAUUAUGGAGGAGGAAGAUGAUAGCAACCAGCCCACAUAAAUCUCCUUCCGCGCCGCAUAACUUCCCUAAUCAACGUGGAUCGUCGUUGAAUGGCAGGAGGCUCUCAGACACUUCAUCGGAACCCCAAGACCGACAACCACCGUCUCCGGCGACAAAGAACAGCGGCAUGGGCGGUGCAGGUGAUGAUGACGGAAUGACCAAAAUGAAAGAGGAAAAUAUGAGCAGUUGUGGAGGAAAGCAUGAGCAUGGUGAAUAUGGAGUGGUUGCCAGAAGAUGUCGCCGUUGGAGGAGGUUGAUCGCCGCCGGUGGAAGCGAUUCUCCACCGUCUCCCGGCUACCAUCGCCAUUAAGUUAUGAUUACUAUUAUUAUUAUGUGUUACUUAGCAUGAGCUACAUCAUUAUUGUAUGUGUUUAAGUUUAAAUUUAUUUUACGUUUAUCA